This is a messenger RNA of Brassica rapa (field mustard), 660 nucleotides long. RefSeq lists its product as uncharacterized. Gene Ontology annotation, molecular function: nucleic acid binding; RNA-DNA hybrid ribonuclease activity. The record is from RefSeq and is a predicted model, not a curated record. NCBI's taxonomy places the organism in Eukaryota, Viridiplantae, Streptophyta, Magnoliopsida, Brassicales, Brassicaceae.
AUGAUUCAUAGAAGAAGUUAUGGUUAUAGAGAACCCUGGUUUCACCCAUUUUCCAGUUUAGCGCAAAAUUCAACGUUGUACCCGUGUUGGUCGAUCUGGUUGUCAAGGAACCAACUUAUCUUCCAGAAGCGUCUUUUCACGCCGGCUGAAACAAUCCAAAAAGCCCUUUCUGAUGCAAGGGAAUGGGCGAAUGCGCAAACCCCAAAGCCCGUGAAGUCUCUAAAACCUGUAGCUAUCAUCGAACAAACUCAAAGACGAUCGGAGCAAAGGCAGGUAUUUACUGAUGCAGCUUGGAACUCCUCAACAGCAGAAGCGGGACUAGGCUGGAUUAUUGAGGACGGGACCUCGUUCACCCACCACUCAGCGACCUCGGCUUUUGUCGACUCGCCCCUUUUGGCAGAAGCUUUGGCGGUUCUCACUACCAUGAACUUUGCCCUAUCCAAUGGUAUCGACUCAAUCGCAGUUCUCUCUGACUCUCAGGUCCUCAUCAACACAAUCAAAAAGAAGAUCAUGAAACUUGAGAUCUUUGGAGUACUCAGCGAUAUCUACUGUCUAACCACUUCAUUUAAGUCUAUUUCUUUCAAUUUCAUUCCAAGAUUGGAAAAUGUAAGGGCUGAUUCUGCUGCUAAGCAGGCCCUGUGGGCUUUAAACCCAACUUAA